UAAAAAAGGGAAAAAAAUCCAAUGAAAAAUAAUGUAAAAGAGAGAAAAGAAAAAAAAAACCCCAUUCAACCAGAAAGUUGGUUUUCAACUUAAUGGUGUGAUUUGUGAAAAUGAUGGUUUCGGAAUCUGCAAAGAGAAAAAAUGCCCUACCCCUUUAGUACUCUCUAAGUUUUCUUUUGUACAUCUCUCAUAAAAACCUCUCUCUAUUCUCCCUUCAUUAUUUUUGGUGAAACAACAUAUUCAUAUGGUUAAUUUCAUGUGGGCUUUCUUGAAAGUUAAGGUAUUUCCCCACCCAAAAGGCAAGAAGAAGAAGAAGAAGAAGAAGAAGAAGAAGAAGAAGAAGAAGAGUAUCAGCUUGAUCUGCCAUUCUCAAUGAAGAUAAUGAAAAGCUUUCACAUUGGUUAUAAGGGGAUAAAAUGAAAACAGCAAGGCUGAAGGAAAAGAACAAGAAAAAGGAAAUGAAAGAUCAAAAACCAUAAUUCAACAAGGGGUAAUUAUGAAGGGAUAAAAACAGUCGCAUCAAACAAAAUGUUGGGGUGGGGAUUGGGAAAGAGACAAAGAUGAUAAUGGUAUUCACAGAACCCACUUGCUUAAAAAUGGUCGUCGUUUUCCUCAAAGCAGAGUUUGAAGAGAGAGAGAUAGAGAAGGGGUUUUGUUGCAGUUUAGGCAAUGGAAAAAGAGGGAAUUUGGAGAAAUGAUUUUGAUUGGCGGAGCUUGGAAAGAUGGGCCGGCCCAAUAAUUAUUGAAGAUGAUAAUUUCUCUCUUUUUCUCUCUUCACUCUCAAGUCUCUAACCUUUUAUUAAGGUUGAAAUUUUGUUGCUCACUUGGUUGGGGAUGUUGGACUGUGGUCUCUGUCUUGGAGUAGUUUACUGUAACUCUUCUUUAUGGUGCCUUACUCCCCUCCACUAAUUUCCAAUUCGAUCAUUAAAGUAGGCCCCAUUGUUUGGAUUGCAUUUGUACGGCUCACAAUUCUGUAGGGUCCUUAAUAAUUAAUAAUGGAGAGAGAGAGAGAGAGAGCAGUGAAAUUGUGCUUCACAUGGGCCUGAGUUUAUCAAUAUUGGGCUGGUUGUGACAGAUCUGACCCUAAUAGUAAGCAAUUGGGCUUUUCUCAUGAAGCCCACAUUGAGAAUAGUCAACCCACUUGCAUAUAGAUCCAGGGAGAAGUUCCAGUCUAGUGGCUAGAAAGGUUUGAUUCAGUAGUGACUUUUCUUUUUUCCAAUGAGAGAGAACUUGUACCCUUUUAGAAGAACCAAAAGCUAAAGAGGUAACAUGAGCAAAUCAUAAUUAUUUUCAUUAUUCAAUCUCGUAGAAAAAUAUAACUAAGAAAAAGGCAUGUUUGCCAAUGUUCCUGACCUUGACAAAAAUCAAAGGAAUGAUCAGUAAUAUGUCUUAUUUAUCAAGAGAAGUAAGCAAUGGCCAUCAAAAUCAGCACUGCAUAUGGGGAAAUGGUAAAAAAAACCAGUGAUGACCAUUCAGAACAAGCAAGAGAAAAAUGGAAGCAAUUUGAAUUGUUAAUUGCAGUCAUGCUUUGGACUAUAUAUCUGAAAUUCCAAAUAGAUUAUAAAAAAAGGGGCUGACCCAUUUUUUUGUUCUUAGAAAAUGACCAUCGUUUGGGGAUCUUAUGAGCUAAGUUUUCAAUACUCCCUAUUAAGAAACUUCCAAAAACACAGAGUUGAAUAUUUGCAAGACGACUUUGAGAGGAGACUGCCCACAAAGUUUGACGAGGUUAACUUGAUGCAACUGUUGCAUAGGCUUCAAAUAUAAAAUUAAUUUGGGAUCUGACUAUUUUGAGGAGGCAGGAGAUUGCUCCAAGUGGCAGCAACCCAGAAGUUCUCCUAUUGUCCAUACUCUGCCAGACAAACAGAAACUGCCAAAACCCCCCCCUUCCAAUUGGUAUUGUAUCUUUUCUCUUUCCCAAUGAAAUCAGAUUGAAAUUUUUCAAAUGAAUAUUUUAUUUUUCACGUUUGAAGGAGUUUUGAAGUUUUCCUCCUAGUAAUCUAUGUCUGACAUGAUGUAGUGUUGAUAAAAACUAUGAACAGAGUCUAUCCAUGGAGUGAGAAUGGCCAUGGAUGUUGCUCUUUCCCCAGUGAUGGCAGCUUCAGGCUUUUUGCCUUCUGGGUCUCUGCUGCAAUCACUGAUUCUCCUAUCCAAUGAAGUUGCUUCUGAGGAGAAGGCUCCUUUUGUACAGGCUAGGAUUCUCUCAACCAUGAGAAGAAGAAUCAAGCUUCUUGCUUUCUUAUUUGAAGAGGUUCAGGAAUCAAAUUGUCAACUUCCUCCAUCUUCCAUUCUCUGUCUCACUGAACUCUUUUCGGUAAUCCGAAGAGUUAAGAUUCUGACACAAGACUGUGAGGAAGGAAGCUGUCUGUGGAGCUUACUACAGACUCAGUUCAUUUCCAAUCAGUUCUAUCUGCUAGUGAAGGAGAUUGGGAGGGUACUUGAUAUAUUACCUCUCAGCUUGCUUAAAUUAACAGAUGAUACAAGAGAACAGGUGGAGCUUCUUCACAGUCAAGCUAAGCGAUUGGAGUUUUCAGCCGAUCCACGAGAGCUUCGGAGAAGAGAAGAGCUUCUUCAACUAAUGAACAACAAGGACAGAAACUACAAGAACAAAGGUUUGGCAGAAGUGGGAAAAGUCAAGGAGAUUUUCAAUAGUGUUGGGCUGAGAAGCCUAGUGGACUGUGAUGAAGAAAUUUCAAAACUAGAGGCAGAAGCUCUGAAGCAAGCAGGAACAGGUGGAUUAAUUGUGGUUUCAAAUAUAAAUAAUAUCAUUUCCCUAGUUAUGCAUGCCAAAUCAGUGAUCUUCAGUACGAAAGAAAAUGAGAAUGCUGGAGAAAAAUUCAACUUACAGUUUCAACACUCACACAAGCAUUUAGAUCAGUCAUCUUCUUCCCAAUCGUUGGUUCCAAUUCCAGACGAUUUUCGAUGCCCCAUUUCACUAGAUUUGAUGAGAGACCCUGUAAUUGUAUCAUCGGGUCAUACUUAUGAUCGUAAUUCGAUAGCCCAAUGGAUUGACUCAGGGCAUCAUGUAUGUCCCAAGAGUAACCAGAGGCUAAUUCAUAUGGCCCUCAUACCAAAUUAUGCACUCAAAAGUUUGAUGCAACAGUGGUGCCAUGAAAACAACGUUAAUUUGAAUGAAUCAACAAAACCAUUUUCUUACUCUGAUCUGGAAAGAAGCAACAGCAAAAGAUACCUUUCAGAGGAGCCGGUCGAUCACAUUUCCGUGUCCAAAGCAGCUUCCGACGCCGUCAAAAUGACAGCCGAGUUUCUGGUGGGAAAACUUGCAACUGGGUCACCAGAAAUUCAAAGACAAGCGGCGUAUGAACUCCGGUUACUAGCAAAAACAGGAAUGGAUAACCGACGGAUAAUUGCAGAGGCAGGAGCGAUACCAUUUCUAGUGACAUUGUUGAAAUCCGGCGAUCCAAGGAUCGAAGAAAAUGCUGUGACUGCAUUGUUCAACCUCGCAAUCUUCAACAACAACAAGAUCCUGAUAGUGGCAGCGGGGGCAAUAGACAACAUAACACACAUCUUAGAAUCGGGGAAAACAAUGGAAGCAAGAGAAAAUGCGGCAGCAACAAUAUUUAGCCUAACCAUGGUGGAUGAGUUUAAAGUAACAAUAGGAGCGAGUCCGAAAGCCAUACCAGCACUGGUGAGGCUACUGAAAGAAGGCAAUUCAGCUGGGAAACGAGACGCCGCCACCGCACUUUGCAAUCUAGGCCUUUACAAUGCGAACAAAGCCAGUAUUGUAGUCGCUGGGGCAGUGCCAUUACUGAUCAACUUGCUGACGGAUGACAAGGCAGGCAUCACAGAUGACGCCUUGCAGGCGCUCUCUCUGGUUUUGGGUUGCUCUGAAGGGCUGCAGGAGAUAAGAAAGAGCAGAGUUUUGGUGCCCCUGCUCAUUGAUCUUUUAAGAUUUGGAUCUCCAAAAGGGAAAGAGAGUUCAAUUACACUCUUAUUGGGGCUCUGCAAAGAUGGAGGAGAGGAAGUUGCGAGGCGUCUGUUGAUAAAUCCUCGAAGUAUCCCUUCUCUGCAGAGCUUGGCAGCAGAUGGAUCACUGAAGGCUCGAAGGAAAGCUGAUGCAUUGCUUAGACUGCUUAACAGAUGCUGCUUUCAAUCUCAGCCAUGUUGAAUGGGACAAUGUAGAUAAAAUACUGCAGAAGUAAAUAUUUGUGCAAACUCUAAAGAUGAAUUUACAGGUUUUUUUGGUUUGUUGAUUGAAAGAUUGACCUCACCAAUAAAUCUUCUUUUUACCUCUCCUUUUUUCACCUCCUUCCAUUGAGAAGGUUGCGAACAAAUUUUGUUAGCUUUCUUUCUUUACUCCGUGUUUCAGCCCAUGAUCUUCUCAUCAAGUUGUGGACCACUUUCUAGCUACUUUUAGAAACCAUGGGUGUUCUUUUAGCUGGUUCCUCGUGAAGCUCCGUUUUCAACUGCUGUUUUCUCUACGAUGAAAAAUGAAAGUGUAACGCAAGAUUUCCAUAAAUUUGGGGGAAGAGACGAGAUGAGGAGAAAGGAUAAGCAGCAGCUUAACAAGAACUUAUAAUUGAACACGCCUGGACUAAGAGAAGAGGCCACAU
This is a messenger RNA of Momordica charantia (bitter melon), 4568 nucleotides long. RefSeq names its product U-box domain-containing protein 1-like. Gene Ontology annotation, biological process: protein ubiquitination. Lineage: Eukaryota; Viridiplantae; Streptophyta; Magnoliopsida; Cucurbitales; Cucurbitaceae. The record is from RefSeq and is a predicted model, not a curated record. Gene Ontology annotation, molecular function: ubiquitin-protein transferase activity; protein binding.